Messenger RNA from Anopheles moucheti, 1039 nucleotides. RefSeq names its product gamma-aminobutyric acid receptor-associated protein. NCBI's taxonomy places the organism in Eukaryota, Metazoa, Arthropoda, Insecta, Diptera, Culicidae. Gene Ontology annotation, molecular function: ubiquitin protein ligase binding; GABA receptor binding. Gene Ontology annotation, biological process: macroautophagy; autophagy of mitochondrion; cellular response to nitrogen starvation. The transcript is spliced from 2 exons. The coding region runs from base 113 to 484 and encodes 123 amino acids. Gene Ontology annotation, cellular component: cytosol; autophagosome membrane; autophagosome. The record is from RefSeq and is a predicted model, not a curated record.
UCAUUGUUUAGAGACCAAUUGUGAAGAACAGAAGUGUGUGCACGAAUUUCCGUACAAAACCACCAGUAAAUCCAUUAGACAAGGCACCAUUCUACGCAUUUUGAUUGCAAAAAUGAAGUUCCAGUACAAGGAAGAGCAUCCGUUCGAGAAACGAAAGGCUGAAGGCGAUAAAAUCCGUCGUAAAUAUCCGGACCGUGUGCCUGUCAUUGUGGAGAAGGCACCGAAGGCUCGCAUCGAUGAUCUGGAUAAGAAGAAGUAUCUAGUCCCAUCCGAUCUGACCGUAGGCCAGUUUUACUUCCUGAUCCGCAAAAGAAUCCAUCUGCGCCCGGAAGAUGCGCUAUUCUUCUUUGUAAACAACGUCAUUCCGCCGACGUCGGCCACUAUGGGAUCGCUGUAUCAUGAGCAUCACGAGGAAGACUAUUUCCUCUACAUUGCUUACUCGGACGAAAACGUAUACGGCAGUACCAACAACGACAGCAACUAAGCAGCAGCAGCAGCAUACAUAUGUUUAUGGUGUGUUAUAAUGAUACAACAAGUUUAUUCAUUCAAAGGAAGAUGAAAACAAACAUACACACACGUACACACAUACUGAAAUACUUGUGGUGAUAAAAAUGCAACAAAAAAAUGUGAAAAAGCCAUUCUCUCUUGUAUUAAGCUAGAGCGCUGUACGUUUGUUCUAACCGAUCCUGUUCUGUCUCCUGAUAUCCUUAUACAUGAUGUUCAAGAUCGAGCGAAUACUUUCCAUACCGGACAGAAGUAUUCGCACGAGACUGAGCAUUACUCUACGUGUCUUUUUCACCUGAUGUUUGUUACGAAUUAAAGGGAACCAAUUGAAAAUUUCCCUCUAAACCCCCCUUCUCUCCCUAUAACAUCGCAUUCGUUUCUUCCUUGUUCUGUGGUUCAUUUGUAAUGGGGUAUAGUUAUAUAAACUAGACCGUAUUCAAUUACGUAUUUUAUUUAAUGCAAAAAUAAGGAAAAAAAGCGUAUAAGUAGGUUUAAUUGAAAAAAAUAAAACAAAAAAAGCUCUUACAAAAACUGA